UACCAAGAUGAAACUAAAGCAAGGAUCGUUUCUGUGGUACCUCUAUCUGGACAAAAUAUACUGCUUGUUAUCUGUGAGAAAUGUGAAGGCCUUAAUGGAAUAUUUUCAACUUCUUGAUGUACACCGAAAGAACACCUUGAAUGACGUGCUGUUCUUUCACUUCCUGCAUCAUGUGACGAACCUGAACCGGCCACAGAUCAUGAUUAUAUUUGACAUGCUGGACUGGAAUGCUGUGGGCGAGAUUGGCUUUGACCAGUUCUACAUGUUGGUUUGCAUACUCCUGUCACAUCAGAACCACUUGGAAGAGCAAUUUAUUUAUCGCCAUUCCCGGCCUGUCUUUGAGCUGCUUGACCUGGAUGGGGACCUGAGAAUUAGCCUGGAUGACUUAAAGUUGUACAACUUUCUCUUCAAUAUUAAAAAACAGGAACUCAAAGAGCUCUACCAUAACUUUGACAUCACAGGUGACCAUCGUCUUAAUUACAAGGAAUUUAAGCUGUUUACUCUCUUCUCCAUUGACAAAUACCAGGAGAGGCAGAAAGCUGAGAAGAAGAAACAGCACCUCCUCAAUAAGACAGUGUCAAAACAAGGUGCACUGUUCCAGUCUCCGCCUGUCCUCACCUGA
Loxodonta africana (African savanna elephant) is the source of this 622-nucleotide messenger RNA. It is a transcript of the gene EFCAB9, whose product is annotated as EF-hand calcium binding domain 9. The coding region runs from base 8 to 622 and encodes 204 amino acids. The record is from RefSeq and is a predicted model, not a curated record. Gene Ontology annotation, biological process: flagellated sperm motility; sperm capacitation. Gene Ontology annotation, molecular function: calcium ion binding; calcium ion sensor activity. NCBI's taxonomy places the organism in Eukaryota, Metazoa, Chordata, Mammalia, Proboscidea, Elephantidae. Gene Ontology annotation, cellular component: sperm principal piece; cytoplasm. The transcript is spliced from 5 exons.